AUGGACGACAUGCUAGUAAAGAGUCGAAGGGAGGAAGAUCAUUUGGCCGAUCUCAAAGAAACGUUCGACACACUUCGCUCCUUCAACAUGAAGCUCAAUCCAAGAAAAUGUGCCUUUGGAGUUACGGCAGGAAAGUUUUUAGGAUUCAUGGUGUCCCAAAGGGGAAUCGAGGCUAACCCGGACAAGAUCCGGGCGAUCAUGGAAAUGACACCACCAAGGAAUGUGAAGGAGGUGCAAAGCCUUAACGAAAAAAUAGCGGCACUGAAUAGGUUCGUAUCGAGGGCAAUAGAUAAGUGUUUACCCUUCUUCCGAACGCUAAAGAAAUCCUUCGAGUGGACUGCCGAAUGCCAGCAAGCAUUCGAAGAAUUGAAGGCUUACCUCUCCUCCCCAUCGCUGCUGAGCCUGUCGCAGCCAGGAGAGGAGCUUUUUCUCUAUCUAGCCGUCUCCCUGGCAGCUGUGAGUGCUGCCUUAGUCAGAGAAGAGGAAAAAGUACAAAGGCCUGUGUACUACGCAAGCCGAGCGCUUCGCGGUGCUGAAGAAAGAUAUCCGCCCAUGGAAAAACUCGCCUUUGCGUUAGUUAUGACAGCCUGCAAGCUCAAACCGUACUUUCAAGCCCAUACGGUGAACGUUCUGACUGACAAGCCGUUACGACGGGUAAUGAGCAAUCCCGAGGCUGCGGGUCGAUUAGCGUUGUGGGCUAUAGAACUGAGCGAGUUUGAUAUUCAGUACCGCCCGCGAACCGCCAUCAAGGGACAGGUCGUCGCAGACUUCAUAGCUGAAUUCACCCAUGACGAAGUCAAGGGGGCAGAAGAGUCCCCUCAUUGGAGCAUAUAUACGGACGGGUCGUCCAACAAACAGGCCGGAGGGGCCGGCAUUGUGCUAUUAUCGCCCGAAGGAGACGUCAUUGAAUGUAUGGUCCGUCUCGACUUCCCCGCUACCAACAAUGAAUUGGAGUAUGAAGCGCUGAUAGCCGGGCUCGACCUCGCCAAAGCAGUAGGAGCCGCAAGGGUCGUCAUCUACUGCGACUCUCAGGUCAUCACUAACCAAAUAAAUGGAGACUACGAGUGCAAGGGCGAAAGGAUGAAGAAAUACCUUGAUGAAGUCAGGGCGAGAGUGGAUGACCUGGAAGCUAAAGUUGUCCAAAUUCCUAGAGGAGAAAACGAGCGAGCCGACCGCCUCUCAAAGGCCGCUUCAGCAGAACAAAUGGUCAUCCCAGGUAAUGUACUCUCUUUCGUUCAGCUUUCUCCGCUAAUAGAUCCCAGCAACGUGCAGGAAAUAUGCUCCGAAAACAGCUGGACCACGCUGAUAGUUUCAUAUUUGAAAGACGGGGUCUUACCAAACGAGAAGGAGGCCGCAAGGAAGCUUAAGGUCCGGGCGGCGAGGUUCGUCCUGAUAAAAGACGUCCUGUACAAAAGAGGCUUCUCCCGACCAUAUUUGAGAUGCUUGGGUACGGAAGAGGCAGAUUACAUCAUGAGAGAGGUACAUGAAGGAAUCUGCGGAAACCACUCAGGGUCCAGAUCGUUGGUACAUAAGCUUAUACGAGCAGGGUACUAUUGGCCCACCAUGCAGAAGGACGCCGAAGCCUACGUCAGGACCUGUGACAAAUGCCAAAAGUUCAGCAAUAUCAUUAGACAACCAACCGAAGAGCUGACCCCGAUGACGACCCUAUGGCCAUUCGCACAAUGGGGGUUAGACAUUAUGGGACCAUUCCCUACAGUAGUACGACAGCUGAAGUUCCUGGCGGUAGGCAUUGACUAUUUCACAAAGUGGGUGGAAGCUGAAGCUUUGGCCACAAUAACAGAGAAGAACGUGCGAAACUUUGUUUGGAGAUGCAUCAUAUGCAAGACGACGGCAAGGACACCUACAGGAGAGACACCAUUCCGACUGACGUAUGGAGGCGAAGCGAUCAUCCCGGCAGAAGUUGGGCUCACAAGCUACAGGGUGCACAACCACGAUGUGAACAAAAACGACGAGGCUAUGUGA
Quercus lobata is the source of this 1983-nucleotide messenger RNA. RefSeq lists its product as uncharacterized. Bases 1 to 1983 code for a protein of 660 amino acids. The transcript has 2 exons. Gene Ontology annotation, molecular function: nucleic acid binding; RNA-DNA hybrid ribonuclease activity. NCBI's taxonomy places the organism in Eukaryota, Viridiplantae, Streptophyta, Magnoliopsida, Fagales, Fagaceae. The record is from RefSeq and is a predicted model, not a curated record.